AUGAAUAUUUUUCACUACAUGUUCAUUUUAUUAUUUCCAAGUAUUUUUUCAUAUCCAUACCGUUAUUCAAAUGAUCUUAAUCAGUUUUUAAAUAUGUAUGUGAAACGACAAGAAAGAAAUCUGGAUGAAACUAACAAAAAAUUUGGUUCUCCUCGACAAUAUAUGCUUCAUCCUUUGCCCUCAUAUUAUGAAGAAAAACCAUUACAAAAACCAUUAUGUCUUCCACACAUAUGGUCGUGUGGUCCUCAUUUACCUCCAUGUUGUCCUGGUCUUAUGUGUUAUGAUGGUAAUGCAAAACGUGGUCGAUAUUGUGUUGCUAAAGGAUAA
Molecule: messenger RNA, 327 nt
Organism: Rotaria sp. Silwood1
Lineage: Eukaryota; Metazoa; Rotifera; Eurotatoria; Philodinida; Philodinidae
Source: the annotation of a GenBank genome assembly